AUGCCACUCAGUCUACGCGAGCUACUGGCCCAGCCCUUUGGCCCAUUACCAGAAACUUCAUUGGAUAUUCCUUUUCUCAGAAAGAGAAAUUUAACUCUGUCUCUAUCGUCGGUUAGGAUGUUUCUGCCCGGACGGCAAGGAACUGGUUUGGACGAGACAGAAUUUGUGGAUGGUUUUGCUGGCAAUGUGCAGUUCAUGGGACGCUUAUUAAUCGAAGAUUUACGUUGGCUUUCUACUCGUGGAUAUGAACAACUCGAGCGCGAGCUGCGAGAUAGGGACUUCGACACCAACAACAAUCCGAAUUCAGGUCUCACUCUUCAGUCAGUCUAUGGAUACAGACCGGGUGAGGGUUCGAGGAUCACUGUCUGGCUCGUAUGCAACAAGAACUUGACCGCCGCCUUUCUGACAUCCAACAAUAAUUCCAACUCCUUGCUCCUUUCGUCCUCGAACGAGAGACGCUACAAGAUCAUCUCUCUUGACGUGCAUACCUAUCGACGCACCGGAGGAACCUCUGUAGCUGACCACACCAUCGACUGGCUGAUAGAAUGCAUUCGUCAGCGCCACGAUGGGGACAGCUCUGAAAGGCGUAUCCUAUAUGAUAGCGACGAUUCCGAGAUAGAAAUCGACAUAGAAACCGAGCAUGAAGGAAACCGAGGACAACUCAGGCGUCGUCGGCGCGCGCGUCACUUAUCUAAGGCAGAAGUUCGGGCUGUCCUAGCCAAAGACGCGAGAUGGCUGUUGGCGGAGCACCUGUUUCGGCGAGCCGACAAACGCUCCCUGAGUGUUCGAGCGCUGUGUCGAUUUUGCACCGAGAUAGCGCGUUUGAAACAACGAAGUGGGAGGCGUCCCAGGGUCGGUGAUGAAGCUUCCGACACGGCUCUUUUCGGCUUUAAUAUCAACUUUGAUGAGUAUUGGAAAAAUAGAAAGACGAAGGUAGAGUGGCAGAGAAAGCUGAACGAUGCUUUGAAGUAUGAGGAGGGAGAGAAGAUUACAAGAAACAAUUUGAAUCCCUCGGGAGUCAGCGAGCCUGAACAGCCUGAAAUCCCUCCUGAAACUUUGCCGGUAUAUUAUUACGAUGACGAUAUGUCGCAGGCUUCUACAUCUGCAGCAUCCGAUGCAGAGGACGAAUGGAAAGCAGACUUGCGCCGCUCGAUCGGUCGCAGUAUACCUCCAUGGUUAGCCACACCACCAACAUUACCACCUCCGGGAACUUUUACAUGGGACUGCAAUUGUGGAUAUCAUAUCGAUGUCCUGGAAUGGUGUAAGGGUAACAAAGGUCGGCGCGCCAAUGGUGCGACUCUGCAAGAUUCAGAUGUGCUCCUCCGCCGUUUGCUUCGAUCCAUUUCUGAUCACUACGAGGAGCAUCUGAAGGAAAUCGGUAUUCUGGAGAAGGUGAAGCUCGAGGAAUUGAAUACAAGAAGGGCCAGGGCGGAUGCUUGGGUAAAGGCAGAAGAAUAUUAAGCUCUAACGUGGUAUGUAAGGCGGCAGAAUGUUCGCGUACUGUUCCUCGCUGUACUGUGCCCACGACGGGGAAAUAGCUUACGUCUUGAUGCCGGGGGUGAAAAUCUUCCUUAGACAUGUUUCACCCGCUCAUCGCUGAAGAUCUAGGGUGACAAUGUGGUAACUUCGCUACAGAGUGUUGUCAAGGAUCACCGAGUAUACUCCGGAAUAUACUCCUGAAGUGGCUGGCAGUAGUAUUGUGCUAGAAAAUGCUGGAAUUGACUGGAUAGUACACGGAAGGACCAGUAAACGGAAGAAAGUCCAGGCAAAUACGGUUAACUCGGCCAGCCACAGGUGGACCUAUAUAGGUAUAUACAUGACGUCACUAAACUGUCAUGGUCGGAAUGUCCU
Desarmillaria tabescens is the source of this 1851-nucleotide messenger RNA. RefSeq lists its product as uncharacterized. The record is from RefSeq and is a predicted model, not a curated record. The transcript is spliced from 6 exons. Lineage: Eukaryota; Fungi; Basidiomycota; Agaricomycetes; Agaricales; Physalacriaceae. The coding region runs from base 1 to 1461 and encodes 486 amino acids.